This is a messenger RNA of Ruditapes philippinarum (Manila clam), 2127 nucleotides long. Its product is annotated as cadherin-23-like. The record is from RefSeq and is a predicted model, not a curated record. Gene Ontology annotation, cellular component: membrane; cell-cell junction; catenin complex. The transcript is spliced from 6 exons. Lineage: Eukaryota; Metazoa; Mollusca; Bivalvia; Venerida; Veneridae. Gene Ontology annotation, biological process: homophilic cell-cell adhesion. The coding region runs from base 158 to 922 and encodes 254 amino acids. Gene Ontology annotation, molecular function: cadherin binding; calcium ion binding.
GUAACUUUAAUGAAAAUCUGUGAAGAUGAAACCAAAUUGCAUAUUUGAAAGUAUAAACAUCGUUGCUUUACCCGGAAGAUUUAGUAGCCUUCUAUCGUUCUAAGACGUGAGUUUGGAUAUUAUACUUUCCAUCUAGUAAAUCUGCCUGUACGAAACAAUGGCGAAAGGCGUUGGGACGAGUGCUUUUAUUUGUCUGAUUUUUCUUGGACUGUUUUUAAGAUCAGAUGCAGACAUCACAUCAUGGACAACACCUAGUAUAACUGGGGAUAGCGGUACGGGAACAUUAUCAGUGGAUGAGGACCAAGCAUUGGACACAACAAUUAAAACAUAUGCUGCAGAGACAGACGAGACUGUUAAGACUAUUACUUACGCAUUGGUCACAGCGGUCGCACCAUUUACUCUCGACUCUACAGGGGAGUUAAAAAUAACACAGGCACUCGAUCAUGAAACUCAGGAUUCAUAUACACUUGAGAUAAAGGCCACAGACAAUAAUGAUGAAGUAGGUAUAGCGACUAUUACAGUCACAGUGGGAGACGUAAAUGAGGCACCAUCCUUUGCAAAGGCUACAAGCGGCAAACGCAUCUCCAAAGACUCCGCAACAGGUACAACCAUUAUGACAGUCACUGCAACUGAUCCUGAUGACGGUGAUGUUUUGAAAUACAGUAUCCAUUCCGGAGAUACAAACAGCGACUUUACCAUUGACGAGGCCAAUGGACUAAUCACAACAGCUAAAGUUAUUUCUGGUACCACCAUGAACGUAUACACUUUAGUUAUACAUGCAGUCGAUGAUGACGCCACAUCUAAAAAAACUGGGACAACUACAGUGGUCGUUUUGGUAGAAGAUUGUACAUGCUCAGGGGCGGCAUCUGUUACUGCUGGACUAGUUUUAGUUCUUGCAGGGCUUUUGAAAUUUCUGUACUAAAAUCGUUCAAGAGAUACGAUCACACUGUCUCUGGAUAAAUACCCCAAUUUCUUUAAGGACAAUUAGAAACCUAGAAAUUCAGUAUCGAUAAAAAUUCAAGAACUUUAAUCAUGGUUAAGAUCGUUUUUGAAAUUACUACUAUAGAAUCGUAACGAGAACAUCAGCUUGCAUAUAAAAAAUCAUUUCCUUGGCAUAAUUUAAUUAAACCAAGUGUAUUUAACAAUUCCUUUCGUUAAAGUGUUUAAUAAAUGUCAUAAUUACUUUAAUGUGCAAUUUAAACCUGUAUGGGACUCUUUAAUUUGAACAUGGGCUAGUCCUAUCUAUCAUAUACCGCCAUAUGAUUGCCAUAUGAUUGAUUCAGAAACAUUGUAAUAGAAAAUCGUUGCUGUGAUAACAUCCACUGUUUAUGCUCAGAUACAAAGAAGAUGCUAUUUAAUACUUAAAGGGACACGACUGUGUUUGUUUCGAGAUGUUUUCUUUCAUAUAAAUAUUUAGGUCUGCACAAUGUAAGAUCAUUGAUAUAAUCCCGCUAUUAAUAAAUGAAAUGCUCAAAUAACCUGAUUCUUAAUAAAAAUAAACACAAUCAUUAUCUAUAUCAUUAUUAGUAUAGUUCUUUUGCAAAUCCAAAUACAUAGCCCAAACUAAAAAAACAAAACACACAAAAAAACACUAAAACUUUUAUUUUUUUACCUUUUGGAACAUUUGGAUUUCAGUUGAGCAAUGGUCUAGACAAUUAAACAUCAAAACUAUAAAGGAAAAAGUCUCAGCACUUUUGUUUUCUGAAUCGGAUGUACGUUAACUUAAUAUUUAACUGCUAAAUUCUUGAAACCAAUUAAAAAACAUACAUGUAUAAAAAAAAUAAAUAAGAACAUAUAGCGGAUAUCAAUAUCAAAUCUACCUACGUAUGUUUUUACAUAAACAAAAUACAAAACAAAAAAAAAAGACUUUUGAAUAUCUGAUAUCUAAAAUGCAAUAUUCGGUAUGCAUUUGAAGGAACGUAUCCGAAAUCUUGAUUUCCAUAUCUUAAAAACAAACUAAAAAUAAAUGUUGUUUUAAUAACUCUUACUUAUAUGCUUUUAUUGUCAUUUAUUUAAAAAUCUUGGAUUUCUCUGAAAGCCCAUUAAUGAUAUGUUUGAAUAACAUUGAGACAUGGGCUUUCCUUUUACAGUUGUUUUGUGUUUGUAUUAGCACGGAUACUUAUUUUU